CUGACGGUGCCUGUCAACGCCGCGACCUAGCUAAUAGUAGCUAGUUAUUCCUUAGUAAUGAAAGUUAUUCUACCUCACUGACCCUUGUCUCAUAGUUAGUGUUAGUCAGUAGCGUCGGUCGGGUGCAAUGGGGUUACCGCAGAGUUCGUUUUUGACGGACGGGGGAGCCAAUAGUGGAUACCACGUCCACGGGGUUCAAGAGAAUUCGCCGGCUGACAAAGCUGGUUUGGAGCCCUUUUUUGACUUCAUCCUCUCAAUAGGAAAUACCCGACUUAAUAAGGAGAGUGAUUUGCUGAAAGACCUUCUAAAAGCCAAUGUGGAGAAACCAGUUAAGCUUGAGGUACACAGCACCAAAACCCAGCGGGUGAGGGAACUGGAUGUUGUGCCCAGUAACAUGUGGGGCGGUCAGGGCCUGCUGGGAGCCAGCGUUCGCUUCUGCAGCUUCGAGGGAGCCAACGAGAAUGUUUGGCAUGUCUUGGAUGUGGAGGCCAAUUCUCCAGCAGCACUGGCAGGGUUACAGGCACACCGGGACUUCAUAGUGGGAGCAGACCAGGUGUUGCAAGACUCGGAGGAUUUUUUUUCUUUGAUUGAAGCCAAUGAAGGGAAACCUCUGAAGCUCCUGGUGUACAACACACAGAGCGACCAGUGCAGGGAGGUGGUGGUGACACCUAACGGUGCGUGGGGGGGUGAGGGAAGCCUUGGCUGUGGUAUUGGUUACGGCUAUUUGCACAGGAUCCCAACUCGUCCUCUGAAGCCUGACGCCCAAGGUGAAAGCAAGUUUCAGUCCCCUGCGAUUGCAGUUGACAGUACACAAGAACUACCUAUGAGUGACUACGCCAAGGUGCCUUCAGUGGCUGCAUCCAACCCUCGUGGAGGGACUGAAAAUCUGUCUGAAAAUGAAGAAGUUGGCCAGGACCCACCUCUGACCCCACCCAUGCAAGCUGUUCAAGACGUUGAUAUCUCUAGCGUUUCCGAGGCAAUGACCAUAGAUCUCUCAGAGAUGGUGUCCACCAUGAAUGUGAGCGACAGCUCUGUAUUCGCCAAUUACGGAGAUACCUCUUAUGAUCAGUUCAGCCCAGAUAACUCAACCACUGGCCAAAUAGUGCCUUCAUCACCAGGUGGGGAGUUGGAAUCAGACGUCCAGGAAGCCGAGGGGGGGACCGCGACAGACUCGAUCCCCCCCAGCUUUCCCAGCAGUGAAGCCACAGGUGACACUGUAAGUCAAGAUGUCAUCAAACGAAACCUGUGUGACACUAGUACCUCGGGGGUGGAAGGCAUCGACGUCUGUCCCUCCGGCUCAGGGCAUGAGGACAAGCAGGUGUCAUAGCAAUCUGCCUUAGAGAAAUAAGAAGACUGCUGUUUACGAGUAAGAGGUUUUCUAUUUACUCAGAAGUACUACUUGUACCAGCUAGCUUAUGUCGGAGGACACGAGGUGAGGUAGAUGUAGAUGAGAUUCAGACUCUUAUCUUUGAAAGUUGCGUCACUGGAAUUUGUUUGUAUUUCCAAAAGUUUUAUUUGUGGGAUGGGUGUCACGGCCCCAUCAUGCUCAAUUGCACAUCUCAGCGUAUGAAUUAAUAAUAAGAAUAUACCAAGUUUGUCUUGAAGAAAAUGCUUCCUCAUUGAGCUGGAGGAAGUCAACUGUAUUCAUGAUCUACGCCUCAGCUGCUGUUGUAAUUCAGUUGUAUGUGUCAUGUAGGUUUUAUUUGCACAAGCAAAAUGCCAAAGCUGUAGGAUUUGUAGAGCACUUACUGCUCCGACCAUCAUCAUCAUCACGUAGCCCGUGUUUUUUAGACUUUUAUGCUCAAUAACACAGUUUUUGUGUUUUGGGAGGUGUUUUUUUUUCUGAGGGGUGGGGUAAGAGGAGGUGAUUCUGCUCAAAGUCUGUUUUCUCUCAGUUUAUAUCUGUUGUGAGGUUGGCCAGGGCCCCCGAUGUGUUGUUUAUUUCAGAACGGCAGACCAAUUUAUCUCCCGUGAAUGAGUGGAGGAGGGAGUCAAACUCACCGUUACAUAACACUAGAUUAUUACGACUGUUGUUGGGAGAUUUAUGCAUAUGGGUCCCGUUGUCUUAUUUGCUUUAUGCAAAGCCUUAGCAUAUGUGUUGCACUUUAAAGGAAAAUCUGCUCUGAAACAGAAUUUACGAAUGUUGUCCCUGUGACCACUACAAGACUGUCCAAGUGUCCUGUAGAAAUAAAUAGACUGCUGAGGCGAUGCGCUUUAAUGGCUUAAAGAAAACCCAGAGAACUUGACCAUCGUUUUUCCAAAUGCGUUUUCUAGUUAUAGAAGUGUAGACAUCGCUUGUCUGGGUCCUGAAUCAGUGCGCAGUGCUGGAGCGGCUCCUGCAUCGGCAGUAGUGUUUCUGGAUCACAUCUCAGAUGAAUGCCCAGGUUCUCUGGCUCUGUAAUCGUCACAGUAUUGUAGCGAAUUGAGGGGAGCAGCCGGGAACCGCUGCAGCCUGGACGCGAACCCGGGUUGCCCGCACCACAGGCGACUACAUUCACCAGUCAGCUAAAGGGUGCGACCCCUUAGCCAGCUGGCUAGUCUAGUCUAGUCUACUGAUUCAUGAUUGUUACACUACCCCCCUCCUUCAGGAAGUGCGUCCCCGUGGUUUAGCAUAUCAGCUCCCUCACACCUCUGGGUGCACACGCUUCCGAUGGCCUCACAGCCUCACCAUCCCACUUCUGACUCCAAUGUAGUGAAUUCAGGGGACAGCGGGGACUCCGCCACAGCCAAGAUGCAAACCCAGGUCGCCCGCACCACGGGCGAAUUUGCUAACCAGUCAACUAAAGGGUCCACCCGUUAGCCAAGGGCUAGUCAGUCUAGUUUCCGUAGUCGUUACACUACCCCCUUCAUUUGGGAAGCGCGUCCCCACGCUUCAGCAUACCAGCUCCCUCCCGCCUCUGGGUGCACAUGCUUCCGAUGGCCUCACGGCCUCACCAUCCCAAUUCUGACACCAAUGCAGCGAAUUCAGGGGGCAGCCGGGAACUGGGACUGUCGGGUUCGCGUCCCGGCUGUGGCGGAUUCCCGGCUGCACCCUGAAUUCACUACAGUAUUGUGUUUAUUCACACUGACUGAACUGCGCAUCUUCACAGGAGUAACAGGAGAAUUUUGUUUCUGGGUGAGUCGUCCCUUUUAAUCCUUCCUUCGGUCAUUUGCUGGUGUACUAAGAUCAAGAUCCGAGUACAUUGAGGGGCAUUAAUCUCUUCACACCUCAGUCGUCAUUUGGGCUUUGGUUUUCUAGAAGAUGUGUAGCUUUUUUGGAAUGACAUGCAUUUUACUUAGGCCGCUUUCUUGUAACAUGUUUUAUUUGUUGAUGAUGUUACAAACACUGGGUAGACUACAGAAUGUACCAUUUAGUUAUGUAACUACAAGUGAUUUUAUGUGUUACCUCCUCUGGCCUUUACCUGGAUGUUGAUUCAGUUAUGCAACUGAUUUCCUCACGUAAGAAGAAUGAUCGAUUUACGACAACAGAAGAGGGCAUCGCUGGUGUAGAAGUCCAGAGCAUGUUCUGCUUUGUUCUCUUAUUUUGGUCCUGUCUUUUGUUUACUCAAUUACAAUGCAAACUUGUAACGUUGCCUGCGUUUUAUCUCCUGGACACAGAGUAACGGUAUUGGGUCAAGAGCACAUAAAUACCAGUUCUGAGCUGAAAAAAUAAUAUCAAUAAAUGUUUUCUGU
Lampris incognitus (smalleye Pacific opah) is the source of this 3672-nucleotide messenger RNA. Its product is annotated as Golgi reassembly-stacking protein 1-like. Bases 128 to 1327 code for a protein of 399 amino acids. The record is from RefSeq and is a predicted model, not a curated record. The transcript has 9 exons. Gene Ontology annotation, biological process: Golgi organization. Gene Ontology annotation, molecular function: protein binding. Gene Ontology annotation, cellular component: Golgi apparatus. Lineage: Eukaryota; Metazoa; Chordata; Actinopteri; Lampriformes; Lampridae.